Apiotrichum porosum is the source of this 1374-nucleotide messenger RNA. RefSeq lists its product as uncharacterized. The coding region runs from base 1 to 1374 and encodes 457 amino acids. Gene Ontology annotation, biological process: protein phosphorylation; regulation of mitotic cell cycle. The record is from RefSeq and is a predicted model, not a curated record. The transcript is spliced from 2 exons. Lineage: Eukaryota; Fungi; Basidiomycota; Tremellomycetes; Trichosporonales; Trichosporonaceae. Gene Ontology annotation, cellular component: nucleus. Gene Ontology annotation, molecular function: ATP binding; cyclin-dependent protein serine/threonine kinase activity.
AUGGCCGAGGGCUCGCCAACUGGUGGGCCAGCAAAACGCGCCUCGCGCUUCAGCGACGAGGAAGAGGCGGGUCCGUCUACAGGAAUCGCCAUCAAGAGGCGACAGGUGCGCGCCAAGAAGCUGCGGCGACAAGGCGACUCGGCCGCCGCCGCCGACGACGACGAACCUCUCAACGCAGCUGCCGGACCAUCUUCUCCGGGCAAGGCCAAGUCGCCACCUGCCCCAGUACGACAGCGCACCCCCUCCCCUCCUCGUCCGCCAACACCGCCGCAUCUCCGUUCGUACCCGCGCUCGGGGUUUGCGCCAUCACGCGCAGUACACCCGGGACUCGCUCCUUGCCGCUCCGUUUACAAUUACACGCGACUGAACCACAUCGAAGAAGGAACGUAUGGUGUCGUGUUUCGUGCAAAGUGUAACGACACGGGCGAGAUUUAUGCCCUCAAAAAGCUCAAGCUCGACGAGGAGCGGCAUGGGUUUCCGAUCACGAGUUUGCGCGAGAUCAUGGCGCUCAUGACGGCUGGCGACCACGAGAAUGUUGUCGGCAUCCGCGAGAUUGUUGUUGGAGAUACAUUGACACAAAUCUUCAUUGUGAUGCCGUUCAUCGAGCACGACCUCAAGACCCUGCUUGCCGACAUGCCACACGCUUUCCUCCAGUCCGAGGUCAAGACCAUCAUGAAACAGCUGCUGUCAGCCGUCGACCACUGUCACAAGAACUGGAUCCUGCACCGCGACCUCAAAACGUCCAACUUGCUUAUGAACAACCGUGGGCAGAUUAAAGUGGCCGACUUUGGUCUCGCACGCAAGUUUGGCGACCCCCUCGGACCCAUGACCCAGCUCGUCGUGACGCUGUGGUACCGAGCGCCCGAGCUCCUCCUGGGUCAAAAGGAGUACAACACCGCCGUCGACAUGUGGUCUGUUGGCUGUAUCUUUGCCGAGUUGAUCCAGCGCGACCCGCUCUUCCCUGGUCGCGGCGAGAUUGACCAGCUGAACAAGAUCUUUACGCUCCUCGGCAAACCCAAUGACGAUACCUGGCCCGGAUUCUCAAAGCUGCCCAACGCGCGCAGCAUCAACCCCGUUGGGCCGACGUUCUCGGCGCUGAGACAAAAGUUCAAGCAUCUCACCUCGGAGGGUCACUACCUCAUGUCCGCGCUCCUGUGCUACGACCCGGAACGCCGUGUCAGCGCCGAAGAGGCGGGCAAGCACCAGUAUUUCCUCGAACAGCCGCUGCCCAAGCACCCCGACCUGUUCCCCUCCUUCCCAUCCGUGGCAUCGGGCGAGCGCCGACACAAGCUCCUCGCCAGCCCGCCUGCACCCGUUCACGCCGACGCGUCGGCCGACGUCGACGACAAGCUCGACCUCGAGUCGUUUGUGUAG